UCUCGCUCGCAACAUCUCACACGACUCGCCAACAAUUGACCCCGAGGAAAGCUCUUCUCAGCUCCAGAAGCAGCGCGUGUCGCAGGGACACGACCGGGAUGACAACCAGCUGUAUCUUCUAACCUAAACUCUCGCAUCAUUGGUCUCCCGCGCGGCUGGGCCUCGGCAUGCGGCGCAUCGCUCUCCGCCUGCUGGAGCGUCGGCCACCUGCGGGGCCAAGCUGUUCGCGCUGGCUCUCGUGCACUUGUUGUGCGCGCGAGCGCGCCCGUGCCCCGCGGCCUCCAGACUCCCCUAUACCCCCUGUGGGCGUUCUACAACGCAUGCAAACGCCUCACCUUCCCCUGCCACCUCCCCUGCCGUGGUCGCCGGACUCGCAACCUUUUCUGCGCCAUAUGCAGAUCCUGAGCCUCGCCCUGCUCUCGCCCGGCGCUGAGGAAAGCUGGAGUAUCUACGAAGCUCUGCAUCCUGAGCUUCGGGCAGCGAUCCCAGAUGAUAUCUUCUCGAGUCUUAUCGCGCGCCAACUCGCGGCCGACAAGAACCUUAAACGGGACCGUUUGGUCGAACUUGCAAAUCUCGCUCGGGUGUGUGGAAUGGAUCCCGCUCGCCUCGGAGCCGAGUCCAUCAAGGACAUCUUGAAGGCCAUGUUCGCAUUGGAACCCGAAGACAAGGCAUGGCAGGGACACUACGACACACUCGACUGGCUGUGGGCAGCGCUGUUUGAGCUCAUCGGGCGCGACUUCCGCCGCGUCUCUCUCCGCAUGAAGCAGGACUGGCUAGACGUUACAAACUACCGCUUCCGAGGUGAUUUGUCGCGCACGCAUGCCGCGCUCGAGCAUCUCGUCGGGCAUCAUGGCGGGGUGGGAAUCACCAAGUCCGCGAGUAAAAUCCUCCUGCGCUCACGGAGCGCUGACGCUGCAACUGUCGCUGUGUCGCUGCGCCUCGCAGCGUGGUGUCUAGCGCGUGGUGUGACUGUCCAUGAGGAUACCAUCGUGCGCAUCCUGUCGCGGUUGAAAGUCCGGCAUGACGCAGACGGUCAUGACGGGCGUGAGCGUGCACGGGAGGCUGCCGAGGAUUUGAUUGCUGAGUUGCGCGAGGGUGAGGCCCACGAGGCAGCCGUGCCUAUCGUGCUCGCGCUCAAGCAUUUCGAAUUGAUCAAUCGAACGCCGCUGGAGCGCGCGACAACCGUCGCAGACGACCCGGAAGCGACUAUCGGACGGCUGCACUCGUCGGUGGAGAAAUUACUCCGCGGCUCACCGAGCGACGCCGAGCUUCAGCUGGCCAUCAAGCUUUGCGAUCGGGCGCUGCAGAUGGAUGCAAGCUUGGAGCCAAUCCUCAUGACCACGCUCAACGGAGUGCGCAACCACCCGCGCUAUGCGCUCAAGGUCGCCGAAAUGUGCUUUCAGUCGAACGUAUUUCGGCACCCCUUUUCGUCGGCCUUCAAGAACAAGUUGCUCAUGGCCAUGCUCGACUGCCUCCCCUCCCCCACCGCGUAUGACAUCGUCGUCCGACUGUACCCCCUGGCGCGCACGCCAGAUGAGGCACAGAGAUAUACAUGGACGCACGCUACCGCGCCGCAGUGGCACAAGCUGUUUGCCGCCGCGGUCAGGCGCAGACAAUUGCAUUUCCCGUCACGCCUCUAUGCUGACCUCAUGGCUGACGGUCUGCGUGUGCCCCAGCGAGCUCAGAUUUCCUUUAUCAAGCUCAUCGCGAGCACGCCCAGUGACUCUCGCGCCAUUCUUCUCGACCGCCACAUCAAAGACUAUCUGUGGAACGAAGCCCAACCCGUCCAGCCUCUUAUGGUGGCCGUAGCCCAAGGCCUCGGCUCGACCGGCAUCUCCGCGGACGCUGCUCGCGCCACUCAGCUGUGUCGGCGUAUUGCGGCUGGGGCGGGUGUCACGAUUCCAGCACGAGCCAUCGAGUCGCUCGUUGCCUCACUGUUUAGCUCCUCUAACAUUGAAACUCGAGCCCUCGGUCGGCAGCUCCUCGAGCAGUUACCACCCUCUGACGCGAGCAAGGCGUAUACUCUCGCUCUGUCUGCGCUUGUGAAGAACAUCCGCGCCGCAGGGCUGCAGCAGGUCAUCGCCCUGUACCGCAACAUGGACGAGACCGGCGUGCCAGCCACGAGUGGUGUUGGCUCAUCUCUCCUUAUGGCCGUGCUCAAAGAGGGGCACCUGGACUCGGCGCUCGCCAUUUUCCGGACUGCGUCCAAGCAGGUUGGGCCCGUGAAGUCUGCCGCUGUUGGCCGGCUCAUGAUCAACCUCGCCCUUGCUGGACGCACAGACGAAGCGUACGCUGUUGAGCGUGAGUGGCGCGCCCAUUUCCCCGCUGGUGUCGAAUACGACAAGGGCGUGUAUGGGGCGCGGAUGGUCGUCGACUUUAAAGCUGGAAAGGAGGUGGAUCUGAGCAUCUUCACGAGCAACAUAGAGGGACGGGUGCUGCUCAAACGGCACAAAGGGUACAAGCCAACACUCCCCUUUUUCAAGUUUAUCGAGACCCUACGACCCAAGGAGGACGGACUCAAGGAGGAGGAGGAGGAGGUUCCAAAGGAUUCCGUCGAUCUCUUGGGUGUUGAGGAGGCAACUCCGGCUCCGGCGGUGGCGGCGCGUGCGAGCAUGAGCGCGAGCGAGCGGGAAGCGAGUACGGUGCGCUGUAAGCGGGCUGUGCCGCCACUGACGCGGUCCUGGGAUGCCAGUGAAGGGUGGCUUGUCGACCGGCGCGUCGACAUGGUGAGCAUGAUCUAGAGACGUAGACGGAUGAGUUGACGUACAUUAUUACAUUUACAGCAUUGCAUAUCAUGGGUCCAUUCAAAAGAGCUACAGAUCUGCCAUGGUCAUGGUGAAUGUCGCAAGUGUCGCAAAUGGCGGAUAUGGCAGUGGAAUGGUGGAACGCGAUAUUGAGUUUCAGGCACUACUGAGGGCUUGGACGCGUCAGAUGUGUCUCCGG
Cutaneotrichosporon oleaginosum is the source of this 2943-nucleotide messenger RNA. RefSeq lists its product as uncharacterized. Lineage: Eukaryota; Fungi; Basidiomycota; Tremellomycetes; Trichosporonales; Trichosporonaceae. Gene Ontology annotation, molecular function: protein binding. The record is from RefSeq and is a predicted model, not a curated record.